AUGGACCCCCGCAUCCUCCUUUGUCAACGAGCUGAAGAAAUCGUAUGUGUGAUCUUCAUAAGUACGCCACCCAUCCGUCAUCAGGGUCCUCAAUCCCAACACAUCGAGGAGUGUUCUCCACUCUCGAAAAUGAUGCCAUGGAUGUUGGCGAACUGGGGCCUGGCCGAUGGAGGGGGUGCAAUUGACGAUGAACCUCAUGGUGCAGAGGAGGACAAGUUUCAACGGGACACUCGCGGCUACCUUGUCGCUGGUUCAGAUGUCGGGGCUGCUUCUCGGGCUUUUGAUGUGCCUAUCCGAGCCCGCUUAGAUGUAGGGGCCUCUUCCUGUGUUCCCGAGUCCUCUGGUGAGGCUCGGGUUCAUUUGACGGGCGUCUCGGAUGCUGUCUGGGACGAAGUUCGGGUGGCUGGCGGUGUAGGCUCAUUAGCUGGUGACUCGGUAGAGGUGGUCAAAGGCUGUUUCGAUUGGAUCAGAGGCUGUCUCGGUUUGAUUGGUGUGACCUUUGGCUGCGACAGCAGUUGUAUCGGUUAA
Molecule: messenger RNA, 528 nt
Organism: Striga asiatica
Lineage: Eukaryota; Viridiplantae; Streptophyta; Magnoliopsida; Lamiales; Orobanchaceae
Source: the annotation of a GenBank genome assembly